Messenger RNA from Hyalella azteca, 2167 nucleotides. RefSeq lists its product as uncharacterized. The transcript is spliced from 12 exons. Lineage: Eukaryota; Metazoa; Arthropoda; Malacostraca; Amphipoda; Hyalellidae. Bases 138 to 1913 code for a protein of 591 amino acids. The record is from RefSeq and is a predicted model, not a curated record.
AUAUCUAUUGACUAAUGCCUAAAAUGCAAACAACCCGUUGAAGUUCCAGUAUUACGUUCAAAUUAUAUUCAAUAAAUAAAUUAGUUCUGAAGCUCUAUUUCAAUGUCAGGAACGUGUUACUAAAAACAAAGGCACACAUGACAGACGCAGGCGAAUGUUGCGUGUGCGAGGCUCCUCCUGAACAGCCGCAACUUUCCGAAGAGUUCCAGCGGCUUGCCGACGACUUCUGGCAAUGGUUGCUUCAGGAUCGGCCGGAGUUUGCAACGAGUGUGGGCUUCCAUGACUUCGACCACCGCCUCACGAACAUGUCCCUAGCAGCGUACGACAAGAGACUGGCGGACGUGGAACAGUUCCUAGCCAGGGCCGAGACGCUAGAGGCCAACCUCACGCGUCAUCAAGACCUCGUCAACAUGCGGGUCCUAAAGUACACUUUACAAACUUACAUUGAUGGCGCUACGUACCAAGGCUACUUGAUGACAAUCAGCAAUCUUGGCAAUCCCAAGUCUGAUCUGCGAUCUCUGCUCACCAAAAUGCCGCGCCUCACCUACGCGCACUACAUGUCUAUCCUGCAGCGGCUCCAUGCGCUGCCUGAACAGAUGGCGCAAAUAGAAGAGCUCAUGGCUCUCGGUGUCGAAAAGAACAUCACGCUGCACGAAUAUAACUUGAACAGACUGGAUAAGGAGUUGGGAGAGUUUAUUUCGGAUAUCCCUCGAGAAUCUCCGAUAUUUACUGAAUUUUUCCAGAAGUUACCUGAAACUUUUUUGCCAAGCGAAGUGGCCUCCCUGCAACACCAGGCAGCGGCGAUCAUUAGAGAUAAGAUAACUCCAGCAUUCAUGAAGCUGAAAAAUUUCAUGUCCACGAAGUACGUCCCUCGUAAGAACAUUGCCAUCACAUCGCUGCCAAACGGUGACAAACUUUACGCGCAAGCCAUCCAGUUCUACACGGGCCAGAACCUGUCGGCGCAGGAAAUCCACGAGACCGGACUGAAGGAGGUCCAGAGGAUAGCAGCCCUCAUGCAACAGUUGCAGGUGGUGUACGACCUGGGCUACAACCAGACACUGCGGGAGUUUGUGUCGCAGCUGCAGGACGACCCAAGCCAGCAGUUCUCCAGCGUAGAGGAGCUGCUCGCCACCUACAGACAUGUUGUCCACAACAUCACUAUACCCGCAGCAAAGCCGUUCUUCAACAAAAUGCCUGCAGCGCAACUGAAGGUAGAAGAACAGCCAGAUGCAGGAGGAGCGUUUCACGAAGCUGGAACUCCUGAUGGCACCCGACCAGGCACGUUCAAGAUUGGCACACGAAUUUUAUCUGCACACACGAAAUUACCUAUUGUGACCUUAUCCCUGCACGAAGGAGUCCCGGGGCACCAUUUACAGGGUUCUCAUGCACUCGAGUCCAGCUUUAUUCCAAACUUCAGACGGACCACUUUUCCAUCUGCCUACACGCAAAUGCCCUCCAGCUUCCCAACGCGUUCACUUUACAAUGAAGGCUGGGCGUUGUACGCAGAAAGCCUGGGCUUCGAAAUGGGCGUCUACGAAAAUCUGUGGGACCGACUCGGCCAUUACUCCGACGAAAUCUUCCGAGCGUGUCGACUUGUCGUCGACACCGGCAUCCAUGCUUUUGGCUGGUCAAAGGAGCAAGCAAUUCAGUACAUGUUAGUCUAUGUCAUCCGGCCUAGGUCUUUUAUUGAGGAUCAAGUUGACCGCUACAUCGCAUGGCCGGCUCAAGCCUUGUCUUACAAGAUCGGCCAAAUGCAGAUAUCUUCUUUCCGGGCCUCGGCAGAACAGCAACUCGGAGACAAGUUCAACCUCAAAGAUUUUCAUGACGUCAUCCUCAACAGCGUCGGACCAAUGGACCUUGUCAAGGAAGAAGUACAAGCCUGGGUCGACAGAGAGCUUGCGAAGUCAAAAUAACACGUUGACUCCCGUUACUUAAUCUUGUACACUCUCAUUUCCUUUUUUGUACUAUAUGAAUUUAUUAUGUACCACUACUUGCAGGAGAAAUACACUUCGUGGUACGCAUAUGUACCACUUCGGAGUCAAGGUAUCAAACUACUAAGAGAAAAGGGCGAGCGCAGAGUUUUGAAGUGAUAAAUCGCGUUUUGAGGUCAAUAUCGUCACCAAGAUAAUUUAUUUAUAUUGCAUUUUGUAUUAUUUGCUCCCAUGUA